Messenger RNA from Dalotia coriaria, 1976 nucleotides. Its product is annotated as neurotrimin-like. NCBI's taxonomy places the organism in Eukaryota, Metazoa, Arthropoda, Insecta, Coleoptera, Staphylinidae. The transcript is spliced from 11 exons. The record is from RefSeq and is a predicted model, not a curated record. Bases 75 to 1415 code for a protein of 446 amino acids. Gene Ontology annotation, cellular component: neuron projection.
ACGCUCAGAUAUCGCGUGUCGUUCGCAGCGUGCGCUUGUUCUGUCUCGGGUAAUGCUACCGGUGAUACGUCGUCAUGCUGCCCGCGCUGCUAGUGCUAGCGUUGGUCCUACCAGUGCUUCUUUUAACGGAUCAUGUCGAUGGAAGACGAGCGCGCAACGUCGAGUCGAACAGCAUCGCCGCGCAGGGAGAUUUUAAUCACGAGAUGUCAUUUCCGCGAUUCGCCGAGAAUAUUUCCAACGUGACAGUGACGGUGGGACGCGACGCUCUUCUGGCUUGCGUGGUCGACAACCUACGGGGAUUCAAGGUCGCUUGGGUACGAGUCGACACGCAAACCAUUCUAUCAAUCCACCACAACGUCAUCACACAGAACCCGCGCAUCACCCUCAGCCAUAACGACCAUCGCUCAUGGUACUUGCACAUCCGCAACGUGCAGGAGACGGACAGGGGCUGGUACAUGUGUCAGGUCAACACGGACCCGAUGAGGAGCCGCAAGGGAUAUCUACAAGUAGUAGUACCUCCAAGUAUAGUCGAUCGUGAGACAAGCUCCGACAUGGUGGUUUUAGAAUCUACGAAUGUUUCACUGACGUGCAAGGCGACUGGGUAUCCCGAACCGUACGUUAUGUGGCGACGCGAAGACGGAGAGAACUAUCGCUACAACGGCGAAAACGUGAAUGUUGUAGAUGGUGAGGUCUUGUUCAUAACAAAAGUAAGCAGGUUACAUAUGGCGAACUAUCUCUGCAUUGCAUCCAACGGAGUACCUCCUUCUAUCAGUAAACGCGUUCAACUGCGCGUGCAAUUUCCGCCGAUGCUGACGAUACCGAAUCAACUCGAGGGCGCCUAUGUCGGGCAAGACGUCGCGCUGGAGUGCCACACGGAAGCCUUUCCGACUUCAAUCAACUACUGGACGACCGAACGGGGCGACAUGAUCAUCUCCGGCAGCGAUAAAUACGAGGCGGUUUCCGUCGACAAUGGCUACAAGAAGUACAUGAUGUUGAAGAUUCGCAACGUUGCGCAGACUGAUUUCGGAUCGUACAAAUGCGUCGCAAAGAACAGUUUGGGCGAGACGGACGGCGUAAUCAAAUUAGAAGAAAUCCCAGCUCCUACAACAAUAAGAACGACAACCCAUUUGCCGACAAUGGUACCGAAAAAGAAAGGUCGGGUGCGCGUCGGCGACCGGCGUGAACGCGGAGGCGGCGUUGACGACAACCGUGUAAUUGCUGGAAAAACCGACGUCGGCAUCCACCAAGAAUAUGACUACGAAGGCGACGGCGAGUUUACACUCCCAUCACACCGCCCCUCGGUGAUUCGGGAACCGCCAGGGGCGUACAGUGGCAUUGGCACCGGCUCCAAAAUAUCCCCGAGUGCGACCUUCACAGCCCUCGUAGUUUACGCAUUAGUGCUGUGCCUGAGGUGAUCCUACGGAUCCGGCAUCCUCUAAACAAAGACAUUUUUUACAUAUCCAGCUCCUGAGACUGACUGAAACGCCUUGCAUCACUCUGCAAGCGGUAUGCAUGUAAUAAACUUACCACGAAGCUAACCAGACGUGUUGUAAAUAAUGUAUAAAUAUAUCAAGUGUGUUUAAUAAAAUGCGACGCUGACGUGGCUGGCGAUAAAUGGUGCAAAUGCUGGUUUGCAUCUCGUGUGUACAUAUAACCAUGAUUCCUACAAGACGCAAAGCUAUGCAAAACGCAAAAUUGUAACAGAAUUAAAACAAAAAUGCAUUAAACAUAUUUAAAAACAUGAUCAUAAACCAAAAAAACUAAUGGAUAAGUCGCCCGCUCUGUCUUUAGUGUUGUUUUAAUUUGGUUUCAUCUUCUAAUCGAAGAGAGGAACAUUCCAACAUGAAAAAAACGCUAGAACUGCCUCAAUUGUGAGUAGUACGUGUGAUAUUGAAUCGAGCAAAAAUGUAUCUUAGCUAAAGUAUUAUAUAUUGUAAUCAAUCGGUGAAUAAAGUUUAAAAGGUAUAUGUAAAUAA